Trichobilharzia regenti is the source of this 171-nucleotide messenger RNA. NCBI's taxonomy places the organism in Eukaryota, Metazoa, Platyhelminthes, Trematoda, Strigeidida, Schistosomatidae. The record is from the annotation of a GenBank genome assembly.
CAACCAACAGACGAAGAUCCUGAUGAAGGAGUCAGAGAAUUAGUAGAAAUCACAUUUAAACGAUUGGAUGUGGAUCAUGAUGGAAGAUUGAAUUUUACCGAUUUUCAACAAGCUGUUGAAGAUAAUGCACUACUGUUAGAAAUUUUAGGACAAUGUUUUCCAGAUGAAGAG